Molecule: messenger RNA, 2879 nt
Organism: Pocillopora meandrina
Lineage: Eukaryota; Metazoa; Cnidaria; Anthozoa; Scleractinia; Pocilloporidae
Source: the annotation of a GenBank genome assembly
AAUCAAGAUGGCGGCUGCAUUUGGUGUUUGGGAGGUAAAGUUUCCUUCUUCUCGUGCGGUUUACGAUGAAGAAGACGAAGAAGACGAGGAGUUAUCUACCUCGGAGAAUGAGUUGAAAAUUUCUGAGUUUCAUUGGAUAUCCCGGAAUAUCAAUCAAAAGCCCUCUCCAACUCACUGCUCCUUACUCGUUCUCGCGAUCGGAGAAGUUGGGACGACAUUUGUAGAAGCUCACUAUCUGUCAGCGGGGAGUGAAAUCGUUGCCUGUAUUUCAACAAAUAAGAGAAAUGAAAUAGAUUUUGAAAAUUUGUGUUCUCCGUCAAAAUCAGACGAGACGAGCCGCUUAUAUCGUUUGAAAACGCCACACGAUAAUGACUCAGCAGUUCUUUGUCAAUGCCCAACACCAGUGUCACAGGAAAAAGCAUUCCAAUGGACUGAAAAGGUAGACAUGCAUACAAUUAAAAAGAUACGGAGUAUUGAAAAUUGUAAGCUCCGUUCAAACGGUCAUGAUAGUUGAUGGUGGUCGACGAUAGUUUCAACUUUCAUUUAUUAUUAUAGACUAGCAUAUUUGCGUUCAAACGCUUCAUGAUAGUUGAUGGUUAUUGACUAAAUUACACGGUGAAAUCACCUAUUUGUAAACAAAUGUGUCAUGCCCUGAGGUCAGCAACUUUGGCGGCGUUUGAAAUUUUUUAGUCAAGAGGUUGUAAUUGCUCCACACUUUCUCUUUACAUUUCCUAUGAUGCUGACAAGGAAAAAAAUUUUUUCAGUAGUAUUCAUUAUCUAAUGAUAGCCUUAUCUGCCGAUUGCCGGCCAAAAAUCCAGGCGGUGAUUGCUGCUUUUUCAUUGGCAAAUAUCACCAGCAGUGGGUGCAUAGUGACAACCUUGGUAUGCUUGUCAGAUAUGUACCAAGUAGAGGUCUUGCUCAACAUAGCUCUCUCAGUAGCUCAAUGGUAUAGCAUCAGAGAAAGAAUUAAAAGGUCUGAGGUUCGUUUCCUGUUUAGGGACUCAAAUUAUUUUUGUGUGUAUCCCACUCUCAUCUUUCUUUAUGAUUUUUCAGUUGUUUGAAUUUCUAAAGCCAUCCAAAGUUGUCAUCUUAUCAUCAGCACCAGCCUGUGAAUAUCACACUGACACACCUGAAAAUCUCAAGUCUGACUUUGUGAAAGUUUUAAAGACAGAUUCCUGGCUGGAAAAGUUGUCACAGAAAGAGUGCUCUUUGUUGGAAACUCCCAAUGUCAUCAGUGGAGUUGCAGCUUCAGGUGAGAAAUAAUGAUGUGAUUACAGUGAAACUCCCCUCACUCAAAAUAAGUUAAUAACUUGAACAAGAUUCAGUUUCCUUUAAACCAUUUUUUCUGUCAAUUACUAUUCUUAGCUAACUUGAAUGCCCACUGACUUGAACCAUGUUUUCUUUCCCUGGGGAGUUUAAGUCAGAGAAGUCAGAGUGGAUCUUCUAUAGUCGCCACCAUUUUUAUCACCAUGUCUAGGACAAAAAAUUUUAACUUGCCAUGAAAGUCAGAAAUUUGGUGAUCUGUGUCUGUUGGUCUUGUAGCAAGCUGUAACAUUUUGAUUACCCAGUGCAUAUAGCCUCAAGUUAACCUUUUGACCUUAAGAGUGACUAGCAUCUUAUUCCUCCUUACAAUAUCACCCCUGAAUCUUAUAAUCAGGUCAGAAGAAUAAAGGGAAAUGAUAACCAACUAAAAAAGCUUUUGAUAGUUAAAUGCAUUCUCCUUGUCAGCACCUUAGGAUAUGUAUAGAGAAAUGUAUGGAACCCUUGAAUGUAUUUUUUGAUGAUUUUGAUAUUAAAGAGGUAUUAGAAACUUAAUUCUGUUUUAUUGAUGAUAAAAUAGUAGUUUAAACUAGUCAUUAAUGUGCAUAUUUAUUCAUUUCUGUAGAGGAUAUAUUUAUUUAGAUACUUAAUUGCUUUUUAUCUCUUUUUGGUGCAGUUUUGCAGUAUUGUCAGAUCCACAAUUUAGCUGCAGCUUUAUUUGUAUGCUUCAUGGAGUCAUCUCAUGUGGAUUCACAAUCUGUUGAAACCUUCAAAUUCCUCCUCAGAAGUCCUCCCUUAAACUCACUUCACCAGGUAAUAAGUUGUUAAGUGCAUUUUGCUAAUAACUUUUCAAGUUCAACAGUGAGAGGGAGAAAGAGAGACCACCACCUUGUGCCCUCCCCUAUCUUUAACCCUUUCCCCCCUCCCCUAGACUUAUCCUCUUGCCCCUUUCCCCUAUCUUUGUCCCCUUCCCCCCCCAGAUUUAUCCCCUUACCACCUUCCCUAUCCUUAAUCCUUUCCCCCUUCCCCCUCCCCAAGACUUAUCCCCUUCCCCCUCCCCUAGACUUAUCCCCUUCCCCCUUCCCCCUUCCCCCUCCCCUAGACUUAUCCCCUUCCCCCCUCCCCUUCCCUUGUGGGGUGAUUAAACACCUCAAGAUGUGUCAGGGCAGAAGCAUGACUGCUUGAGAAAAAGUGGUAAGCAUUGAAAGCUAGAUAGAGAACAGCGCUGAAGGGAUUUUCAUUUUUUUAGAGAUCAUUAUUUCAAGAAUUUUGUUUAACUUAUCUUAAAUAAGGCUUUUUAUUUAAAUUUGAGUAUAUGGGUCAAAAGUUCCAAAAAAAUUUCAAAUAAUCGGGAAAUCAGUAUAGGGGAUGUUUGGAGGAAAUGAUAAGAAUGAUGAAGUUGCUAGGAAACUGUGCCAGCUCUAUAUCCCAAGGGGUGAUACCGGCUUGCUGCAAUGACAAUAUCCCUACUUGGAUUGAAACCUUAAAACACGAAAUAAUAUGAUAACUAGUUUCCUUUUUUCUGUUUCCCUAAUGGCAGGCAUCCGCUGAACAAGUAACAAAAGUACUGAAGUCACUAAGAUCUGGAAAAUUGAUAGAGAUGAACAUGUACAUGUAG